Bactrocera neohumeralis is the source of this 4403-nucleotide messenger RNA. RefSeq lists its product as uncharacterized. The record is from RefSeq and is a predicted model, not a curated record. The coding region runs from base 338 to 4027 and encodes 1229 amino acids. NCBI's taxonomy places the organism in Eukaryota, Metazoa, Arthropoda, Insecta, Diptera, Tephritidae. The transcript has 11 exons.
UACGCUAGUAUGAACUUUUUUCAGUACGGUUGUUCGCGUUGUUCCAUGCGGUUGUCGGUGCUUCGCUGCUGGAGCAGAUAUAAAUCGAAAAAUCAAAUAAUUGGUUUACGAUAAUUUCGUGUGUGAUAUUUUAAUAGUGAUCUACCGAAUCAAAUGUAUAUUCAUAUUUGUAUAGAGCGCUGAGUGGGCACUUACGUACAUACAUACAUACAUAUGUAUGUUUUGUGGCAGUUUGUAACUAAUCUACAAGCUUAACUAGUAAUUUGAAGCAAUUCAACGCAUUUUCUGGAUUAUAAAUUUGAAAGGCUGGAGGAAAAGCAACUUGCGCUCUGCUAACAUGUUUUCAAAUGUUGGAUUUAUAGAGAAAUGUCGAUGGCGAUUGAAAGUCUACGAACACAAAUACCAACAAAAUCGACACACAACCGGCGAAACGUCGAUCGUGGAAACUGAGUAUGGAAAAGUAGAAGGCGUUAAGCGGCUAACUACUUACGACGUGCCAUACCACAGCUUCGAGGGUAUACCCUAUGCACAACCACCUGUGGGCGAGCUGCGCUUUAGAGCACCACAACGACCCAUACCAUGGGAGGGUGUGAGAGAUUGCAAAAGUACCAAAGAAAUGGCUGUGCAGGCACACGUCAUAACCGGCGCAAUGGAGGGAUCUGAAGACUGUCUCUACCUCAAUGUGUAUACGAAUAAUCCACAGCCCGAUAAGCCGCGGCCAGUCAUGAUUUGGAUACACGGCGGUGGACUCUGCACCGGUGAGGCUACACGUGAAUGGUAUGGACCUGAUUAUUUUAUGCAAAAAGAUAUUGUGCUCGUGACAAUACAAUACCGGCUGGGUGUAUUGGGUUUUUUAUCGCUCAGCACACCCGAAUGCAAUGUACCUGGUAACGCUGCCCUUAAAGAUCAAAUUCUGGCUAUAAAAUGGGUUAAAAAUAACUGUGCGAGCUUCGGUGGCAAUCCCGACUGCAUAACGGUUUUUGGUGAAAGCGCUGGCGCUACCGCCGCUCACUGCAUGAUGCUGACCGCACAGACACAAGGACUCUUUCACCGUGUGAUUUUAAUGUCGGGCACUGCCCUUCCUCUAUGGGAGACAGAAGGUCAAAAAUAUCGUGCUUUCAGUCUUGCAAAAUUAGCUGGCUACAAGGGUGUUGAUAAUGAUAAAAGUGUGCUUGAAUUUUUAAGAAAGUGUAAAGCGAAAGAUCUGAUGGCACUUGAAGGUCGUACGCUGACGUCAGAAGAUCGUGCGCGCAAUAUAUCGACGCCUUUUGUCUACUGCGUGGAGCCAUACGUGACGCCGGAAUGUGUGAUACCGAAGCCAAUAAGGGAAAUGAUGAAGACUGCGUGGGGCAAUGCGAUACCGCUGCUGGUCGGCCAUACGUCAGACGAAGGGCUGAUCUUCAUGCAGGGAGCCAAGGCCUUAGCCAGUGCUGCCCAAAGGCAGAAAUGUUAUUCUCUUAAACCCUUUGUGCCCUUUGAAGUAGCCGACAAUGAAGAGAGUGAGAAAUUCGAGCAAAAAUUGAGAACAGUGCAUGUGAGUGGUAAGACACCUACUAUCGAUGAAUAUAAAAAUAUCAUAGCCUACUCGUGCCUGCACUUUUCGCUCUAUCGGCUCAUACUUUCACGCUUAUCGCAUGCGGCCGGUGCGCCACUUUACCUAUAUCGCUUCGACUUUGACUCCGAAGAGUUGCCGCAUCCUUAUCGUAUAUUGCGUAUGGGGCGUGGUUUGAAAGGCGUGGCACACGGUGAUGAGCUUUCGUAUAUUUUUUCGAAUCUUUUUUCGCAACGCUUGCCAAAAGAGAGUCGUGAAUAUAAGACUAUUAACCGUAUGAUCAGCUUUUGGACACAAUUUGCGCGCACUGGCAACCCGAAUGACGAGGAUAUACCUGGUAUGGCAACGUUGACUUGGGAACCAUUGAAAAGAAGUGAACCAAAAUUAAAUUGCUUAAAUAUAAGCGAUGAUUUGAAGUUCAUAGAAUGGCCAGAGUUACCGAACGCGAAAGUAUGGGCGAGCGCUUACGACAAGCACACAGAGUUGCUGUUAACAACAACUAAAACACAAAACAGCGCCAGCAUGUCUUUCGAUAUACCGUUCGGCGAUCAGAUGCGUAUUGCAUUAAGCUAUGUAAAAUUCAAAACUAAUCAGAGGCGCAUGCGCACAAAUGAAAAAGUUGUGACCGACACAAUUUAUGGCAAAGUGAAGGGCGUCAAAUGGCAUUCGGUUUACGGUGGUUCUUAUUAUAGCUUUGAAGGUAUACCCUUUGCCAAGCCACCGAUUGGACGUUUGCGCUUUAGAGCGCCCGAAGAACCCGAGCCGUGGUCGGAUGUACGACGCUGUACGCGCGAGCAUCUUAAGCCAUGCCAAUACAAUAUUAUACUGAAGCAAGUGCAAGGCCGUGAGGACUGCCUCUAUUUGAAUGUGUUCACAAAAACGCUGCAUCCUCAGAAGCCGAUGCCGGUUUUGGUUUGGAUCUACGGUGGGGGUUUUCAAAUGGGCGAAGCCUCGCGUGAUAUGUACAGUCCUGAUUACUUCAUGAUGGAGAAUGUUGUAGUCGUUACUAUCACAUACCGUUUGGGUCCAUUGGGCUUCCUCGUGCUGGAGGACCCCGAGUUGGAUGUGCCUGGCAAUGCCGGUCUCAAAGACCAAGUGAUGGCUUUACGAUGGGUUAAGCGCAAUUGCCAAUUCUUUGGAGGUGAUCCUGAGAACAUCACUGUGUUUGGCGAAAGCGCUGGUGCUGCCUCAACACACUACAUGAUGCUCACCGAACAAACUCGUGAUCUAUUUCACAAGUGUGUCUUAAUGUCUGGUACCGCACUGGCACCAUGGGCCAACAUACCUCAAUACAAUUGGGCUUAUCGAUUGGCAAAAGCCACUGGCUACCGUGGCGAAAAUGAAGAUCGGCAAGUUUUCGAACACUUGCAGCACUGCAAAGCGAGCAACAUGGUGAAGGUGUGCGAAGAUCUGCUCACCAGUGAUGAGCGUCAUCAGAGGAUGAUGUUCAGUUUUGGACCAACAGUAGAGCCAUACGAGAGCAAACAUUGUGUUAUACCGCGUCCGCCUUUGGAAAUGAUGCGUAGCGCUUGGGGCAAUGAAAUACCCUUGCUAAUUGGUGGCAAUAGUUCAGAGGGUCUGCUAAUGUUCACCGAGGCUCGCAAAUAUCCGGAACUAAUGCACAAAUUGAGUAAAGAUGCCACAUAUUUGGUGCCGGACGACGCGAAUGUGAAUGUGGACCAGCGAAAGGAUUACGGUGAGAAGUUGUUGCGUCUACAUUUCGGUGACAAUGAACCUCGUUGGGAAACAGUAUUGCAGUAUGCCGAUAUCUUCUCUUACAAAUACUUCUGGCAUGGCAUCCAUCGUACGUUACUUUCAAGGCUUCAUCACGCCAAUUCGCCUACUUACCUCUAUCGUUUCGAUUUCGAUUCGAAGCACUUCAAUUUCAUGCGCAUCAUCACCUGUGGCCGCAACGUGCGCGGCACCUGUCAUGCUGACGAUCUCUCUUACUUAUUCUACAAUGCGGGUGCCAAGAAGCUGAAACAACGCAGUGCCGAAUUUCGCACCAUUCGCCGAUUGACCACAAUGCUAGUACGUUUCGCCGAAUGCGGCAAUCCAAAUAUACCGAUGAAUGAAGGGCACGACCACAGCUACCAUUAUCACCAUCACCAUCGGCAGCCGGCACACCACGCGCAACCAGUUCAGGCCAAUAAUCAAAAUGGCAGUAGCAAUGCGCUUCAAAAUGUGCAACACAAGGCAAAUGGUGAUGGGCACGAACACCAUAGCCGAGAGCACAGUACGGACGGCAGUUUUGAUGAUAGCGUCAGUGACGGCAUCGAGCUGGCGCUGGAGGUGAAGGCGGCAUUGACGAAAAAUGAAACGCCACCACAAGAGACAUGGUUGCCGGUAUCACGCGACUCGCACAUAUUCAAAUGCUUGAAUAUCUCCGAUGAAUUGGAGGUGAUAGAUUUGCCCGAGGCAGAAAAGUUGCGUUUGUGGGACGAAAUGUACACAGAUAAAACCCUACUCUAUUGAGUUCGUGCUUAUUUCGGGCACGUAAUUACGCUUUCCCGUUUGCUGUGUGGUUUGGUUUGUUGCUUAGCCACUUCGUUUGACAGUCGAGAGAUUGCUUGUAAUGGGUUGGCCGCACGUGAUGUAACUGUAGGCAUGGCGUAUUUAAAUGUGUGUGUUUCAUAGGAAGCCUUUGAAGGUCUUUCAGAAUACAUCCUUCGUAUGUGAUAUUAAGUGGAAAAAUAUACCUAAACUCUGUAUGAUCAGUGUUAGUUAUUUCUGUACUGCUAAGCAGUUCGAACUUUAUUUAUUUAUAUAACAGUUUCAUAUAUUAGCAUAUUUGUAUAUAAACACUAUUUAAAUAAAUAUAUAUAUAUUUAUUUUGUAUAUAACAUGCAAA